Messenger RNA from [Torrubiella] hemipterigena, 1295 nucleotides. NCBI's taxonomy places the organism in Eukaryota, Fungi, Ascomycota, Sordariomycetes, Hypocreales, Clavicipitaceae. The record is from the annotation of a GenBank genome assembly.
CGUGCCUCCAACAGUGGAAAGUAAACUUCAUCACUGUAUUAUAUUGCUAUAACCUCUGAAAAAAGAUGCCAACCAUACAAGAUGACCCGUCAAAUCGAUACAUCUCUAAUCAUCUGCCUGUGAAAGAACUAGCCGAAUCACCCAGCGUGUUGCUUCUGGCAGCCUUGAACAAACUUGUCGCCGACACCCCGCCUCUGACGCGCGUCUCUGAACAAGAUCAGUUUGGGCUCUUUGGAGGAUACAUUGGCAUUUCAGGGCUUCUUUUACAACUGUCCUCUAAAUACCCCGACUUGAAAAUUCAAGACCAGUCCCUCAAACAGUGGGCAGCGCUCUAUCUCGGUGGCGAGCGCGAUGCAACGCAGGCAGUCCCGUAUCCGCUCAUUGGGUUAGUCAGCGAAACGGUCUGCUUAAUUGCGCUGAAAGCGUGUCUAUCAGACGACGAAACAGACUGUGACAAGUUCUUGUUGUCUUUUGACGCAGCUUGCCAGCCAAUACCCGAGGGCGAGGAAGACAGAUGGGACCCAGAACUACUGCAGGGCCGCGCAGGCGCCUUGUAUCUGCUACGGCUCGUUCGCAAAUGGGUUCCCGCCAGAAAAGAAAAGAUUGGUGAUUGCAUCAGCGACAUUGCAGAGCGGCUGAUGCAAACCAACGACUACGGUGCCAGGAGUUGGCGAUGGAAGGGCCGCAUGUAUACUGGCGCAGUACACGGCGAUAUUGGCAACAUAACCCAGCUCGUUCUGAGCAAACCUAAUUUGGCGCCACGAGUGGAGGCACAUUUGAAGCGACUCCUGGAAAUGCAGUUUGAAGAUGGCGGCUGGCCGCUGCAUAGCAAUCGAGACGAAGAGGCCACGACCAUGGUCCAGCUCUGUCAUGGGGCGACGGGUUUUGUAUACAGUCUCCAAGCGCUGCGCCCGUAUUUUCCAAAUUUGAAAGACGAAAUUGAUACCGCCAUCAAAAAGGGCCAAUCUUGCAUUUGGGAAAAAGGACUACUAAAGAAGGAGCCGAGUCUGUGUCACGGCACAUUCGGCAACGGUCUCGCUUUGCCGCGCGGUCCGAAGCGAAAUCAUUUUCUAGCAUGGUCGACACCCAAUGCAGUGGCACAGGCUAAAGCAUUAGAUGGCGAAAUGUUUGCCGAUGCGCACUACGACUGGACGUACAGUGUGCCGAUGGUGUAUGAUCUCAGCUCGAUCUGGACGUGGGCUGUGUGCGAGGAAGACGAGCCAACAAUGCUCUUUUACACAGACGUUUAAAAUAAAUGUUCAUGUCGCAAUGCACAUUAAAUAAACUAAUCGCAC